AUGAGCCAGACCACUGUUCUCGUCACCGGGGCAAACCGAGGCAUCGGCCGCGGGCUGGCGGAAGCCUUCUUGUCCCGCCCUAAUCAUACUGUCGUAGCCGCUGUUCGAAGCCUCGACACCACCCUCAAGGAGCAGAAGCCUGCAGCAGGAAGCAAGCUUGUGCUGGUCAUCAUUGAGAAUACCUCGACCAGGGAUCCAGACCAGGCUUUCCAAGACAUGAAAGCUCAAGGCAUCACUUCUCUCGAUAUCGAUAUAAAUGUGAACGAACUUCACCGCGUGUUUGACACGAAUACUGCUUCUUUCGUUCUUCUAUUCAAGUCGCUAUAUCCCCUGCUGAAGGCUGCAGCCGAUGUGAACCCUGACGGCCAUCCAAAGCUCCUUGCUAUCUCAUCUACUGCUGGGCAAAUUGUGGACAUGGAGCAGAACAUUCCAGUCAAGGUUGGAACUUAUGGAGUCAGCAAGGUUGCGCUGAAUUACUUGGUGCGCCGCGUGCAUUUCGAGAACCCCUGGCUGAUCUCGUGGGUUGUGGAUCCGGGAUUCGUCCAAACGGACAACGGCAACGCCACGGCCAAGCUUUUCGGCAUGGGAGAAGCACCACACACGAUCGCACAGUCGGUUGCAGGCCUACUGGAUGUCAUCGAUAAUGCGACGAGGUCUGGGACUUCGGGUAAGUUUUAUGGCUUUGACGGCAAGGAGAUUGCAUUCUAG
Messenger RNA from Diaporthe batatas, 708 nucleotides. RefSeq lists its product as uncharacterized. Lineage: Eukaryota; Fungi; Ascomycota; Sordariomycetes; Diaporthales; Diaporthaceae. The record is from RefSeq and is a predicted model, not a curated record. The transcript has 3 exons. The coding region runs from base 1 to 708 and encodes 235 amino acids.